AAAUAUUUUUACAGUUUCAUAAUAAAAAUACUCUAUUAAACCAGUAAGAAGCGAAAAUGAAACGGUGGUUAUGGAUGAUGAACUUAGAACUGCGAUAUUAAAAAUAGGAAAAAAUGUAGCAAAACUCACCAGAGGAAAAAAGAGUACAGAUAGAUUACCUAUAGAAGAACCAGAAAUCAUGACCAUGGCCAUGGAAGUUUACGUCGACGAUAUAAGUUCUUUUAAUGCAAAGGAUAUGGAGUUUCGAUUGGAUAUAUAUUUCAAACAUUCAUGGAAAGUGAAUAAGGAAAUUUGUAGUGAAUAUGUAAACUCUGUAAAUUCCAUAAAUUUAAAUAUAACACUGGACGAUCCUUUAUAUUUAUCACCAGUUUAUUUCUAUUUAUUUUGGUUACCGGAUACCUUUCUGAUUAACGCCAAAAAAAUUGACACAAUUACUAAAGAAAGCAGCACUAAAAUAUUGAUUUUAAGUUUAGAGCCUGAUGAAUUGUGUAAAUUAGAGCAUGUAAUGAAUAAGGAAAUUUGUAGUGAAUAUGUAAACUCUGUAAAUUCCAUAAAUUUAAAUAUAACACUGGACGAUCCUUUAUAUUUAUCACCAGUUUAUUUCUAUUUAUUUUGGUUACCGGAUACCUUUCUGAUUAACGCCAAAAAAAUUGACACAAUUACUAAAGAAAGCAGCACUAAAAUAUUGAUUUUAAGUUUAGAGCCUGAUGAAUUGUGUAAAUUAGAGCAUGUAAGCAGAUUGGCGGUAGAAGUUGGAUGUCAAAUGGACUUUAAAUUUUAUCCUGUAGACAUUCAAAUAUGCCCUUUAACAAUGAGAAGUUAUGGAUAUCCUGAAACAAUGUUGGUUUAUAAAUGGGAAAAUGAAUCUGGAGAAGUACCAAUGAAUCCAGAUCUUAAACUAUUACAACAUUCUGUAAAAUUAAGUAAAGGCAAUGGAUACAGAAUUAUGUUAGGCAGAAGAUAUUCCAUGUUAUACAUUAAUUUUACCUUCGAAAGACAUUUGAGCUACUUUGUAACGAAUGUAUACGCACCAAGUGGAUUAGUUAUAGUCAUAUCUUGGUUUUCGUUUUGGUUAGGAAUUGAUGUAGUUCCUGGAAGAAUAAGUCUUUGCGUAACUUGUAUCUUAGCUUUGAUAACUCAGACAUCUGGUUUAAGAAACACUCUACCUCAAGUCUCGUACAUAAAUGGUUUGGAUAUCUGGAUGAUUUCCUGUUUACUCUUUGUUUUCGCUAGCCUUUUAGAAUUUACACUCAUUUGGUUUAUUGAUAAACAUCAAAAAGACAAAAUGGCGAAGGAGGAAGAAAAACCGGAAGCUGAAAUAAAGAACGAACCACCUGCACCUUAUUACAUAGACAUGGAAAAGGGUCAAGGGCGAGUUAUUAAACCAUAUUGUACUUGUGAAUCGCAUAAAAGAAAACAGCACGAGAGAUUAAUGACACAACCCAAUAAACCAAAAUGGAUCGAGGAAGAAAUAGAAGAAGAAGAAGAAGAAUGUAAUAUAAUUUGUAAUUGUUCUCUAAAAAAUAUUUUAAUAAUAGAUAAAGCUUCGAGAGUUAUAUUUCCAUUGUGUUUUAUAAUUUUCAAUGUAAUUUAUUGGCCUCUGCUGUUGCAAAGAAAAUAUUAA
Centruroides sculpturatus (bark scorpion) is the source of this 1624-nucleotide messenger RNA. Its product is annotated as glycine receptor subunit alphaZ1-like. Gene Ontology annotation, biological process: nervous system process; regulation of membrane potential; chemical synaptic transmission. The transcript has 10 exons. Gene Ontology annotation, molecular function: neurotransmitter receptor activity; chloride channel activity; transmembrane signaling receptor activity. Gene Ontology annotation, cellular component: synapse; neuron projection; membrane. Lineage: Eukaryota; Metazoa; Arthropoda; Arachnida; Scorpiones; Buthidae. The coding region runs from base 71 to 1624 and encodes 517 amino acids. The record is from RefSeq and is a predicted model, not a curated record.